Messenger RNA from Ilex paraguariensis (yerba mate), 2917 nucleotides. The record is from the annotation of a GenBank genome assembly. Lineage: Eukaryota; Viridiplantae; Streptophyta; Magnoliopsida; Aquifoliales; Aquifoliaceae.
CCCACCCCCCACCUUUCUCUCUCCUCUCUUAUUAAUCUGUUCUUUUCAUAGUUCUUCACUAAAUUUUCUGCAACAUAUCAGCAGAGAUAGUGAAGUAGACCUGCAAAAAGAGGGGAGUGAGUGAUUGAGAAAAAGAGAUAUCAAACAGUAACCUCUCAUUGCCUUUAAUUCAACUUCUCUUUACCUCUGAAGGUGUUCAUGGAGCACAAUCAGCUUCUGAACAAGUUCCGCAAAUACCCAUUUUCGUUUUUACAUUUUCUGCUUGAAGCAACUUCUGAUUCACACGAGAGGAAAGAAAAAUGGAAGACUUAUUCAUGCCAUAGUGUCCUUUUCUUGCUUUUUCUGCUUCUAUUUUCCAUUCCUCCACUUGUCUCCGGCCAAAAAGGGGGCGGGGUAAUUGUGACCCAAGCAGAUUAUCAAGCACUUAAGGCCUUCAAACAGGAAUUGAUUGAUUUCAAAGGCGUUUUGCGUAGCUGGAAUGAUACUGGUAAUGGAACUUGUUCUGGUCGGUGGAUAGGAAUCAAGUGUGUCAAUGGGCAGGUCAUUGCUAUCCAGCUUCCAUGGAAGGGACUUGGUGGCAAAAUCUCUGAGAAAAUCGGCCAGCUUCAAGCACUUCGAAGGAUAAGCCUCCAUGACAAUGUUCUUGGUGGUACUGUCCCUUCAGCUCUCGGGUUUCUACGAAAUCUCAGAGGGGUUUAUCUGUUCAAUAACAGGCUUUCGGGUUCAAUUCCUCAAUCAAUUGGUAACUGCCCGCUUCUUCAGACUCUUGAUCUCAGUAACAAUCAGAUCACUGGUACGAUUCCUCCUAGCCUUGCAAACUCUACCAGGAUAUAUAGACUUAACCUAAGCUUCAAUGCAAUUUCGGGUUCAAUCCCCGUAAGCCUCACACGGUACCCUUCUCUCACCUUCCUAGCCCUCCAACGCAACAAUCUCUCUGGUUCUAUUCCUGAUGCUUGGGGUACAGUAAGAGGAAAUAACUCUUAUAAACUUCAGACAUUGACCCUUGAUCAUAAUAUUCUUUCUGAAAGCAUUCCAACUUCUCUGAGCAAGUUGGGUCUGCUUCAAGAGAUUAACCUGAGUCAUAACCAGCUUGGUGGAACCAUACCCGAUCAAUUAGGUAGUCUCUUGAACCUUCAACUGCUAGAUUUAUCAAACAACGCCAUAACUGGAAGCUUUCCUUCUGGUCUUUCCAAUCUCUCCUCCCUUAUUGCAUUGAAACUGGAAUACAACCACCUUAGUAACCAAAUCCCCGAAACCAUGGACCGAUUGCAGAACCUUUCAGUGCUACAACUAGGGAACAAUCAGUUCAAAGGUUCCAUUCCAGCCACUAUUGGAAACAUUUCUAGCAUCACCCUACUUGACUUAUCCGAAAACAAUUUCACUGGGGACAUUCCAACUUCACUUGCCAAUUUACCAAAUCUCACUUCCUUCAAUGUUUCCUACAAUAAUCUAUCUGGCACUGUUCCCUCUCUCCUUUCAAAGAAGUUCAAUUCAAGCUCUUUUGUUGGAAAUCUUCAGCUCUGUGGGUACAGUACCUCCACUCCAUGUCCUCCCCCCCCAAAUCAAAUUCUUCCACCCCCAGCAGUAUCCCAGGCUUCCAAACAUCGCCACAACAAGCACAGAUUGAGUACCAAGGACAUAAUUCUCAUAGCGGCUGGAGUCCUUCUAGUUGUUCUACUUCUCAUGUGCAGUACAUUGCUCUGCUGUUUGAUCAGGAAAAAGGUCACAUCAAAAACGAAAAAUGGUAAAACAGCCAGCCAGGCUGCAGGUAUAGGCGGCAAGCCUGUUCCAGAAAUUGGGACUGAAGUCGACUCGGGUGGUGAAGCUGGAGGAAAAUUAGUCCAUUUUGAUGGCCCGUUUGUGUUUACAGCUGAUGAAUUACUAUGUGCAACUGCUGAAAUAAUGGGGAAGAGCAAUUAUGGGACCGCAUACAAGGCAACAUUGGAGGAUGGCAAUCAAGUUACAGUUAAGAGGUUAAGGGAGAAGAUAACAAAGGGCCCUAAAGAAUUUGAGACCGAGGUAGCUGAGCUGGGAAAAAUUCGACACCCAACUAUCUUAGCCCUCAGGGCCUAUUACAUGGGCCCCAAAGGAGAGAAGCUUCUUGUCUAUGAUAAUAUGCCUAAUGGGAGUCUCGCAUCCUUCCUCCACGCAAGAGGUCCUGAAACCACCAUCACCUGGACAACGAGGAUGACUGUGGCUAUGGGCACAACACAAGGCCUAUGCUACCUUCACAACCAAGAGAAUUUAGUUCAUGGGAAUCUCACAUCAAGCAACAUACUGCUUGAUGAGCAAAACAAUCCCAAGAUUGCAGAUGUUGGCCUCUCCCAUCUCAUGACAAGUGCUGGCAAUGCCAAUGUGAUUGCCACUGCAGGUACACUGGGCUAUCGGGCGCCAGAACUCUCAAAGCUCAAGAAUGCCACCACCAAAACCGACAUCUACAGCCUUGGGGUGAUCAUAUUAGAGCUCUUAACAGGGAAAUCUCCCAGUGAGGCAACAGAUGGCCUUGACUUGCCCCAGUGGGUGGCUUCAAUUGUGAAAGAGGAAUGGACUAAUGAAGUUUUCGAUAUCGAGCUGAUGGGGGAUGCAUCCAAUAUUGGUGAUGAGUUGCUUAAUACUUUGAAAUUAGCUCUGCAUUGUGUUGAUCCCUCACCUGCAGCAAGGCCAGAAGCUCAACAAGUUCUUCAAAAAUUGGAGGAGAUUAAACCAGAGGUGGCUGUUAGUUCUGGUGAUGCUGCUUUGGUUUUACCAAUGAGUGAUGAAGGGAUAUGAUGAUCAAAUUAUAUUAUUAUAAAGUUAUUUUGUGCAUAUAUAUUAUCUAGGUGUCUAUGUGGGCUUAUUACAUUUGUUUUUUAUUUUUAUUUUUUAUCUUGGAUUGUAAUAAAUUCUUUUAAUUCAUUUUCCAGUCAGCAAAAUAAAU